ACUAUAUCACAGGCGCUAGGCCUUCUAAGUUCGUAGGUAUAUAAACGAGUUACAUAGUUGCAGAAAUUAUUCAGUUACCAAAACUAGUAGCAUCAACAUGUACGCCAAGCUGAUCGUCGCUCUGUGCGCUGUGGGCAUGGCCCGCGCCGGUGCUCUCCUGCAAGCCGCUCCCCUGGCCUACAGCAGCCACGCCAUCGCCGCACCCGCCGUCAUCACCAAGACCGUGUCCCCCGCCGUUUCCUCGGUCUCCUCCUACUCCACCCACACCUCGCACGGCUCCCCCGUGGCGUACGCCGCUGCUCCCGCCUACGCCAAGACCUACGCCGCUCCCGCUGUGGCCGCCUACGCCGCUCCCGCCGUGCAAGCGUACUCUGCCCCCGCUGUCGCUGCGUACUCCGCCCCCAUUGUCACCAAGACCAUCGCUCCCGCCGUGUCUUCCUACUCUGCCUACUCCACCUCCACCUCUCACGGAUCUCCCGUCGCCACCUACGCCGCCGCUCCCAUCUACGCUAAGAGCUACGCCGCUCCCGCUGUAGCUGCGUACGCAGCGCCCGCCAUACAGGCAUACUCAGCUCCCGCUGUGCAAGCGUACUCCGCUCCUCUGGUCACCAAGAGCUACGGCUACGCCGCCGCUCCCGUAGCGUCAUACUCCGCGUACGCCGCUCCCGUCGCCUCGUACGCCGCUGCCGCGCCCGUCCUCAAGUCCGUCGCCUACUCCGCCGCUCCCGCCAUCGCGUACGGCGCACACGACAUCGGCUAUGGCGCUCACGGUGCCAGCUACGGUUGGUAAACUGAAUCUAGUCUUCAUUAAUAGGAAAUAUUGUAAAUAAUUCAAACAAAAUAUACAAUCUUAUACCUGUA
Molecule: messenger RNA, 861 nt
Organism: Plodia interpunctella (Indianmeal moth)
Lineage: Eukaryota; Metazoa; Arthropoda; Insecta; Lepidoptera; Pyralidae
Product: cuticle protein 16.5-like
Exons: 2
Coding region: 98-790 (230 amino acids)
Source: RefSeq, a predicted model, not a curated record